AUGGAACUUGAUGGAUGGAUCAAAAAUAAUAAUAUCUAACCUAUUAUUUAUAAAUGUGUGAGUUUUGAUCUUGUUGGAGGAUAUCUUAAUUUAUCACCAAAUGAUAAAUUAGAAAAAUUAAUAGAAAAUUUAUAUCCUCAUUAUUAAAUCUAAGUAUUAAUAUAACUUUGGAAAAUUGAUUCAUGGAAUAAUGAAAUGUUUUUUUUAGAAUUAGAUGGUUAAAUUUAUAAUUAAACCAUUUUGGGAACUACUGGUGUCUAUUCUAUUUGUGGAUCUACUGGAUUAGAAAUGAUUUUUAAUAUUAGAAUUAUAUAACCUCAUUUAUAAUCACAAUGUAAUAUAAUUAUGAGAACUAAUCAUAAUUCUAUUACUACAAAUGCUUCUUGGGGAAUAAGAGCAUUUAAUAUAUAUCUAGCUAAAUGUAUUAAUGGAUGCGAUCAAUGCAUAGGCCCUGUAAAAAUUUAAUGUACUGGCUGUUCAAAUGGAUGGGUCUUUUACAAUAAAAUAUGCACUCAUCGUAUUUAUUUAAUAAAAUAAAAGCACCUCCUAUUUUUUAUUCAUAAAUUCAAAUUACUUAAGUUAAUGAUACAAACUCUGAUGAAAAGAUUCAUAUGGAGAUCAAUCUAUUAGAAGUUAAUUAAUAAAUUAAAACUUAUGGAAAUAUUACACAUUCAGUUUAGAGUAAUAAAUCAAUACUGACAAUCCAAGUUUAUGCUAAAUGUUUUCUGAAUAAAAAAAUUAAUAGCUAACUUUAAAUCAAUAACCUUUACGGUUCUUAAUAAUAUUAAUUUUAACAAAAUUGUUAAUUGCCUUUCAAUUUAGUAAUUUAUAAUGUUGAAUACCAAUUAAGGAUAAUUGGAGAAUAAGUAUUUAUAAUUGAUACAUCUGAUACAAAAUGUUAAAUUUAUUAAGUAGUUUAAUUUGGUGAUGAAUUUAUUCAGUUAAAAAUUUUAGAUAUAUUUAUUGAAGAUUUUUGA
Molecule: messenger RNA, 977 nt
Organism: Paramecium sonneborni
Lineage: Eukaryota; Ciliophora; Oligohymenophorea; Peniculida; Parameciidae
Source: the annotation of a GenBank genome assembly